Messenger RNA from Myotis davidii, 591 nucleotides. RefSeq names its product small integral membrane protein 8 (gene SMIM8). The transcript has 3 exons. The record is from RefSeq and is a predicted model, not a curated record. The coding region runs from base 87 to 380 and encodes 97 amino acids. Lineage: Eukaryota; Metazoa; Chordata; Mammalia; Chiroptera; Vespertilionidae.
CUUUCCCGCAGGCGAAGACGGGGCGGAGCGUUGCGGGCCCCAGAGGAGGGGACCCUGUGGCAGGUAAUAAAUCAUCCCCAGUCAAGAUGUCUUCAGCACCUGAGCCUCCAGCCUUUAAAAAGGAGCCGCCCAAAGAGAAAGACUUUCGAAACCCAGGGCUCAGAGGGGUCCAAACGACAACGUUAUUUCGAGCUGUGAAUCCGGAGCUCUUCAUUAAACCUAACAAACCCGUGAUGGCUUUCGGAUUAAUAACCCUUUCACUGUGCGUGGCUUAUAUCGGUUAUCUACAUGCAACACAAGAGAAUAAAAAGGACCUCUAUGAAGCUAUCGAUAGUGAGGGACACAGCUAUAUGAGGAGGAAAACAUCUAAAUGGGAUUAAUAGUGCUGGUUACUAUGGAUGGAGCUAAAUAAGGGCUCUGGAAUCAUCAAAUGAUAGACUUUUUAAAUACACAAUAUCAUGUUUCUUGUACAGUUGCAACCAAACCACUAUAGUAAAAAUUUUUCUUUUCAAAGCUGCAGCCAUUAUCUUAUUCUUUUUCCACAGGAAACGACUCAAUGUAUUUUUUAAAUUAAAUCCUCUUAUAAAAGUA